CAGGCGGGGUGGGAGGACAGCCCUGGCCAAGGUGUGGAGCCCCCGGGCAGACCCUUAAGGUCAGAGGAGCCAUCACAGGACCCCAAAGAAAAAGCUUUCUGGCUUGGAGGAAAACAGGACUGGAGAGUAAAGGGCUCCUGUGCUUGACUGAAUGAUGGUGCCCAAAGACAUCAGGUGCCUAGAGUCUGUUCACAGAGCAACAGAGCAGGUGUGACUUCUGUGUCACGGGUGUGAUUCAGGUAAGGUUUGUGAGAUGGGAAGAUCAUCCUGGAUUAUCCAUGUGGCCCGAAGGAGGUAAGGGAACAUCUGAGCAAGCUGGCAGACGCUGAACUGAGCGUGUUGAAGAUGGAGACUGUGGCCAAGGAAUGCAGGGGAUCUUUGGAAACUGAAGAAACCAGUGAAACACGGAAGAAACAGACCCAGAUUUUCUCAGAAGGAUGAACUUUGAUCAGCUGCAUUUUAAAUGUGAGAAACAAAUUCUGAGAGACGACCAAAAAAAAAAAAAAAAAAAAAAGAACUGGUGUUAAGAUGUUUCGAACUGGGAGGAUUUGCAAAUAAGUCAUUUAGGAUUUACCUGCAUGUCCCAGAGACACUGGAGCCGGGUUGCUGCUGUGUAAGGACUCCAACCUGCAAGUCCAAUGCCUUUGACGCAAAAAAGCAUCCUUCCAAAGCCCCGCCGCCCCCGGGCAGCGCCCCGCCCCCUCUGGGCAGCGCCCCGCCCUCGGAUGCCAUCCCCCUAGAGGCCCCUUCCCCGGGCCUCGGCGGUGUGGUAGUCUUUGUUGUUUUUCCCUCCACCAGUUACUGCGGGGUUGCUCUACUUCUGAGUUAGAGUUACACCCCCAGAAUCCGCCCCUCCACUUUUUAAAAAAAUUAAUCAUUCCUUUUUUGAGAAGGGAUCUCGCUAAAUGCUGAGGCUGGCCUUGAACUUCUGGUCAUCCUGCCUUAGGGCGUGCGAUGCAGCCUUCUUUGGGCGACCCGCCCCUCUCGGUCUCAGCCCCGCCCCUCGCUCUCAGAGUGCGCCCAACAAGCCGCAGCCAAUCGCCGCGCGCGGGCCGGUCCCACCUUCUUAGACUCCGCUCCCCACCUUCAAGCCUGGUAGCUUCCACCAACCCUGCUCCGAGCCUCGCUGCGCGCCUAGGAAACUUCUCGCUCUGUUGGUAGCUGCCACCUCGGGCACCCAGGGGCCUGGAUUUCUCCUCCCUCACCCAGGAGUCCUACGUUUCGUCCUCCUGGAGUUUCGCUUCGUGGCCUCCAGACUCGGGUCCCCUAACUCUCAGUUUCCAGGACCCAGAGACGCGGGAUCUGCGACUCCGGACCAGGCGUCCCGGAUCUACGCCACCUGGACUUAGUUUCCUGCAGCUCUCUGCCACCUGGGCACUCUCCCAACCUCCCGGAGCCACGGACCCCACGUUCCAGGCUGAGAAACUCCUGUAUUCCCAAGGCGCAGAGCCAGGAACCCCAGGCGCUUUCAUCCAGCUUUCGGGCAUCUGACACCACGGGGAAGAGCAGAGGAGCCCCAGAGCCCAGCCCAAGGAACUUAGGCACACCGGCUUCCCAGAGCCAAGGAACCUCGGCUCUGUAAUCUCACAACUCCAAGAAGCCCUCCAAAGUUCCAGCUUCCAGGAGCGGAGGACUCUCGGUCCCAAGGUCGGCGUCCUGGGAAGGAGCCCCAAGCGCUCCCAGCUUCCAGGCACAAAGGAACCCCUGUGCGUCCCACCAUGGUGGCAGAUCCUCCUAAGACCGAACCCAAGGGGUUCACGGAGCCCGCCGCGAAUGAUGGAGAGGCGCUGGGUCCCAGAGAGGACCAAGUCGUGACCUCAGGUGGCUCCUGCGGUUCUUGGAACCAGGUGCGCCGUUGCCUUCGCGCCAAUCUGCUGGUGCUGCUGACUGUGGUGGCCGUGGCGAUUGGCGUGGUGCUGGGGCUGGGGGUUUCGAGGGCAGGCGCGCUGAGCCCACAGUUCUGGACCGUCUUCAACUUCCCUGGCGAGCUAUUACUGCGCCUGCUGAAGAUGAUCAUUUUGCCGCUGGUAGUGUGCAGCCUGAUCAGUGGCGCCGCCAGCCUGGACCCGAGCGCGCUUGGCCGCCUGGGCGCCUGGGCGCUGCUCUUUUUCCUGGUCACCACCCUGCUCGCGUCUGCUCUCGGCGUGGGCUUGGCUUUGACGCUGCAACCCGGCGCCGCUUUUGCGGCCAUCAACUCCUCUUUCGAAGGGGUCACCGGCUCUGGGGAAGAGAUCCCCAGCAAGGAGGUGCUGGAUUCGUUCCUGGAUCUUGCGAGAAAUAUCUUUCCCUCCAACCUGGUGUCUGCGACCUUUCGCUCUUACUCUACCUCCUACCAACUGAUCGAGAUCAACGGAACCCUGGUGAAGGAGCCUAAUGGGAAGGAGAUCGAGGGCAUGAACAUCCUGGGCCUGGUGGUGUUUUCCAUCAUCUUUGGUGGGGUCCUGCGGAAGCUAGGCCCUGAGGGGGAGCUGCUCAUCCACUUCUUCAACUCCUUCAAUGAUGCCACCAUGGUGCUGGUCUCCUGGAUCAUGUGGUAUGCUCCUGUGGGCAUCCUGUUCCUUGUGGCCAGCCAGAUUGCGAAGAUGCAGGAUGUGGGGAAGUUCUUCAUCAGCCUCGGCAAGUACAUCCUGUGCUGCCUGCUGGGUCACGCCAUUCAUGGAAUCCUGGUGUUGCCCCUCAUCUACUUCCUCUUCACCCGAAAAAACCCCUACCGCUUCCUGUGGGGCAUCAUGGCACCGUUAGCCACGGCUUUUGGGACCUCCUCCAGCUCCGCCACGCUGCCCCUCAUGAUGAAGUGCGUGGAGGAGAAGAACGGCGUGGCCAAGCACAUUAGCCGCUUCAUCCUGCCCAUCGGCGCCACGGUCAACAUGGACGGGGCGGCGCUCUUCCAGUGCGUGGCUACUGUGUUCAUUGCCCAGCUCAAUGGGCGAUCCCUGAACUUUGUGGAUAUCAUUAUCAUCCUGAUCAUGGCCACCGCGUCCAGCGUAGGGGCAGCGGGCAUCCCUGCAGGAGGUAUCCUCACUCUGGCCAUCAUCCUCGAAGCAAUCAGUCUCCCUGUCAGGGAAAUCUCCUUGAUCCUGGCUGUGGAUUGGCUAGUGGACCGGUCCUGUACCAUCCUCAAUGUGGAAGGUGAUGCUUUUGGGGCAGGACUCCUCCAGAGUUAUGUGGACCGAUCGAAGAUACAGAGCAUGGAGCCCAAGUUGGUCCAGUUUAAGAGUGAGGUGCCCCCGAAUCCACUGCCAGCUGCCAUUGAGGAAGGGAACCCCCUCCUCAAACAGUAUCAGGGCCCCCCUAGGGAUGCUGCCACCUGUGAGAAGGAGUCAGUGAUGUGAACCCCUGGAGGGAACUACCUGCCUGCCCUGCUGAGGGGCACCCUGGACAUUGGGGUGGAUAAAUGGACACAGUGGGGCUGGGGGCUGCUGCGUGCAUGCUCCAGGAGACAAGCACCACUGCCUCGCUCUAGACAGGAGACUGGAUGGCCUCACUGCUGGGUAUGUGCCUGUGUUGCAUGUCUCCCAACACCCCCCCCCUUGCUCCUCGACUCCUGUCCCCCACCCUAGGUGAUAGUUUUGCACCCAGCUCCAUCCGGAUCCACCUGGCCUUUCCCACCUCCGUGUAGAUCACCUUGUAGAGUUCUACAGGCUUCGAGGGCGAGGGCGCACUAUCCAGGUGUUGCUGAUUAUUUUGGGGGCUGUGGCUGUAGAUGUAGUGUGUGUGUGGGGUGUGUGUGUGUGUGUACGUGUGUUCUGUGACCAUUGAACUUUCUAUGGUACAUUCCAUCCAAUCCCCAGACCCUGUGUUUCCUCCACAGUAACAAAUACUCCCAGAAUCCCCUGGGGGAAGGCCAAGAAUAAAUAUUGUCACUCCAAAAGUCA
Marmota monax (woodchuck) is the source of this 3875-nucleotide messenger RNA. RefSeq names its product solute carrier family 1 member 5 (gene Slc1a5). Gene Ontology annotation, biological process: L-aspartate import across plasma membrane. Gene Ontology annotation, cellular component: plasma membrane. Lineage: Eukaryota; Metazoa; Chordata; Mammalia; Rodentia; Sciuridae. Gene Ontology annotation, molecular function: neutral L-amino acid transmembrane transporter activity; L-aspartate transmembrane transporter activity; symporter activity. The transcript has 12 exons. The record is from RefSeq and is a predicted model, not a curated record. The coding region runs from base 1719 to 3332 and encodes 537 amino acids.